GAGCUCCGCGGGCCGCGCAGCCCGGAGCCAUGUCGGUGAACAUGGAGGAGCUGCGGCACCAGGUCAUGAUCAAUCAGUUCGUGCUGGCCGCGGGCUGCGCGGCGGACCAGGCGAAGCAGCUGCUGCAGGCGGCGCAUUGGCAGUUCGAGACGGCGCUGAGCACGUUUUUCCAAGAAACCAACAUUCCCAACAGCCACCAUCACCCCCAGAUGAUGUGCACACCCAGCAACACGCCUGCCACCCCGCCCAACUUCCCCGACGCCCUGGCCAUGUUCUCCACGCUUCGUGCCUCCGAGGGGCUACAGGGCACGGGGAGCCCCAGGACGGCUGCCGCCUGCUCGCCCCCAGCCAACUUCAGCCCCUUCUGGGCCUCCUCCCCACCUGGCCACCAGGCAGCCUGGAUCCCACCCUCGUCGCCCACGGCCCACGGCUUCCUCCACCACCACCACCCGCCGCCCACGUGGGCCCCCGGAGCGACACAGGGGGCUGCCCCGCAGAAGCCCAUGGCGGCCAUGGACAGCCAGAGAUGAGACUGGCGGGGAGGGCAGCGGAGAUCGGGGUGGGGGGGGCACGGU
Molecule: messenger RNA, 575 nt
Organism: Suncus etruscus (white-toothed pygmy shrew)
Lineage: Eukaryota; Metazoa; Chordata; Mammalia; Eulipotyphla; Soricidae
Gene: UBALD2
Product: UBA like domain containing 2
Exons: 3
Coding region: 30-530 (166 amino acids)
Molecular function (GO): protein binding
Source: RefSeq, a predicted model, not a curated record